This is a messenger RNA of Tachysurus vachellii, 1062 nucleotides long. RefSeq lists its product as uncharacterized. The record is from RefSeq and is a predicted model, not a curated record. The transcript is spliced from 6 exons. Gene Ontology annotation, biological process: response to bacterium. The coding region runs from base 1 to 1020 and encodes 339 amino acids. NCBI's taxonomy places the organism in Eukaryota, Metazoa, Chordata, Actinopteri, Siluriformes, Bagridae.
AUGCCUCCACUCUGGAUUGUGUUAUUUCUUCAAAUUUUUCCAGCCCACGCUGAGGAUUUUAACCGAUCGCCGUUUGUCUCGGUGAAGUCUGGAGAACGUGUGACUCUGAACUGCAUGUUUCAAGAUACGCACAAUAAAGAACUUGUGGUUUGGUACAAACAAACCUUUGGAGAGAUCCCUCAGGAAGUGGGGAAAAUCAUAGCAAAUAGAGACACACAAAUUUCCCCAAAGUUCGACUCCUUAAGGUUUAAAAUAGAGAAAAUCAUCAAUGGGACUUCUUUAUCAAUAGUACAAAUGAAGAAAAGUGAUGAAGGACUGUAUUUCUGUGGAAUAAACACAUGGGGCAAAUUUUAUUUUUCCAGUGGAACUUUUAUAGCUGUAACAGGGAAGAACAAUGAAGAUGUAAAAGUGAGUGUGUGGCAGAGCGGCGUGUUGGACUCGGUUCCUGCAGGAGCCUCAGUGACUCUGCAGUGCUCGGUUCUCUCUGAGAGCAGAGCAGCAGAACUCCAAGUGCUCUGGUUCAGAGCUGCUCCACCACAAUCCCAUCCUCGAAUCAUUUACACUCAUCACAACAGCAGCCGUCAGUGUGAGAGCGGCUCUUCUACACACACCUGUGUGUACAACUUCUCCAAGAACAUCCUCAGCCUCAACGAUACUGGAACUUACUACUGCGCUGUGCUCCUGUGUGGGAAGAUCAUCUUCGGGAACGGGACACGAAUACAGAUGGAGGGAUCUGAUGCUGUAGUGAUCUGCCUUGCUGUAGCGUUAACAGUGUGUGUGGUGGUGAUUUUUGCUCAACUCAACAUUUUAAUGUGUAAAAAACAAAAGAUGGAAAAACACAGAGUGAGACUUCUACAAGGUUCACUGAAGGAGGAAACACACAAUGAGGGCCGUGAUGCUGAGGAGCUGAAUUACGCUGCCCUGAAUUUCACCAAGAGGAAAAUUAAAAGUGGAAGAAUAAAAAAAGGACAAAAUCAAGACACGGUUUAUUCUGAAGUGAUAAAACUGCCUCGUAAUUAGAUUUUCUAUAAUUGUAAUUUUUCUAAAUAAAAGAUGUCAGUC